This is a messenger RNA of Octodon degus (degu), 2411 nucleotides long. It is a transcript of the gene Zic5, whose product is annotated as Zic family member 5. Gene Ontology annotation, cellular component: nucleus. The transcript has 2 exons. Gene Ontology annotation, biological process: central nervous system development; regulation of transcription by RNA polymerase II. Gene Ontology annotation, molecular function: DNA-binding transcription factor activity, RNA polymerase II-specific; RNA polymerase II cis-regulatory region sequence-specific DNA binding. The coding region runs from base 275 to 2239 and encodes 654 amino acids. The record is from RefSeq and is a predicted model, not a curated record. Lineage: Eukaryota; Metazoa; Chordata; Mammalia; Rodentia; Octodontidae.
GAGGGAGCGUGAAGAGAAAGCGCAGGCGGUCGUGAGCACGGAGGCGGUUCCCUGCUGGGCCGAGGCCCUGAACGGGAGCCAAUCGGACAGCCGAGGCUGCUGCCAAUCACGCGGCUCCCUCCAAUCCCACACGCACCAUAUCCAAAAUCUAGGUCCCACUGUGCAGCUCCAAUGUGGCGUUCACUCUGCCAAUCGCUGGAGGACAGAGUGGGAAUAGGAAUAAGCAGAGUUGGGAGACCAGGACAAAAGAAGUUAAAGAGCGCCUAAUAUAUACAUGUUUUUGAAGGCGAGCAGAGGGAAAAAAGUCCCUCCAGUGAAGGUCCACGGGCCUGAUUGUGUAGUUCUGAUGGAGCCCCCUUUGAGCAAGAGGAACCUGCCAGUGCUGAGAUUAGCGGAUUUGGCAACGGCUCAGGCAGAGCCGCUCCAGAACAUGACAGGCUUCCCGAUGCUGGCCUGCCCGUCCGCCCAUUCCCAACUCCGCGCCGCCGCCGCGCAUCUCCUCCACUCGCUGGAGCUGGGCGCUGACCCUGGCGUGGCCGUCCCUGCGCUCGGACCCGAGCACAUGGCCCAGGCCAGCGCGCCGGGCCACAGCGCUCCCGCCAGAGCGCUGCCGGCGCAGCCCGAGGCUCCGGCGGCCGCCAUGCACGCCGCAGCCGCGGUCGCGCACCCUGGCUCCGGCACCCACCCAGGGGGCUGGGGCAGCAGUAGCUCGCGGCCCUCUGCGCCCCCGCCCCCAGCCCCACCUCUUCCUCCCUCCCCUUCACCCCCUCCCCCUUCCCCUCCCCCGCCUUCUCCUCCUCCUCCUGCCCUCUCGGGCUACACCACCACCAACAGUGGCGGCGGCGGCAGCAGCGGCAAAGGCCACAGCAGGGACUUCGUCCUCCGGAGGGACCUUUCCGCCACGGCCCCCGCGGCGGCCAUGCACGGGGCCCCGCUCGGAGGGGAGCAUCGGUCGGGCACCGGCUCCCCCCAGCACCCGGCCCCGCCUCCCCACCCGGCCGGCAUGUUCAUCUCCGCCAGCGGCACCUACGCGGGCGCGGACGGCGGCGGCGGCCCCGCGCUGUUCCCCGCGCUGCACGACGCGCCGGGGGCCCCCGGUGGCCACCCACACCCGCUCAACGGCCAGAUGCGCUUGGGGUUGGCAGCGGCCGCAGCAGCCGCGGCGGCCGAGCUGUACGGCCGCGCCGAGCCGCCCUUCGCCCCACGCUCCGGGGACGCGCACUACGGGGCAGUGGCGGCCGCGGCGGCCGCCGCCCUGCACGGCUACGGAGCCGUGAACUUAAACCUGAACCUGGCUGCGGCCGCGGCCUCGGGGCCCGGGCCCCACCUGCAGCAGCACCACGCACCGCCCCCGGCUCCGCCACCGGCGCCCGCGCAACCCCCGCACCACCCCCACCUCCCAGGGUCGGCCGGGGCCUUCCUGCGCUACAUGCGGCAGCCAAUCAAGCAGGAGCUCAUCUGCAAGUGGAUCGACCCGGACGAGCUGGCCGGGCCACCGCCGCCACCGUCCCCGGCCCCCGCCGGCUGCGCCAAGCCUUGCUCCAAAACUUUCGGCACCAUGCACGAACUGGUGAACCACGUCACGGUGGAGCACGUGGGCGGCCCAGAGCAGAGCAGCCACGUCUGCUUCUGGGAGGACUGUCCGCGCGAGGGCAAGCCCUUCAAGGCCAAGUACAAGCUCAUCAACCACAUCCGUGUGCACACCGGCGAGAAGCCCUUCCCCUGCCCCUUCCCGGGCUGCGGCAAGGUCUUCGCGCGCUCCGAGAACCUCAAGAUCCACAAGCGCACUCAUACAGGGGAAAAGCCAUUCAAAUGUGAAUUUGAUGGCUGUGAUAGGAAGUUUGCCAAUAGCAGUGAUCGAAAGAAACACUCCCAUGUCCACACCAGUGACAAACCCUACUACUGCAAGAUCAGAGGCUGCGACAAAUCUUACACUCACCCGAGUUCUCUGAGGAAGCACAUGAAGAUUCACUGCAAGUCCCCCCCACCUUCUCCAGGAGCCCUUGGUUACUCAGCCAUGGGGACUCCGGUGGGUGCUCCCUUGUCCCCGGUGCUGGACCCAGCCAGGAGUCGUUCCAGCACUUUGUCCCCUCAAGUAACCAACCUCAAUGAGUGGUAUGUUUGCCAGGCCGGUGGGGCCCCCAGCCACCUCCACACACCUUCCAGCAACGGAACCACCUCUGAAUCUGAAGAUGAGGAAAUGUAUGGGAACCCUGAAGUUGUGCGGACGAUACAUUAGAAUUUAUUCUUAUUAGAUGAAAUAAUAGGUGGGAGUCUUGGACCCUCUCCUAACCUGAGACAAUGCCGGGCCUGAGACAAAUGCAUGACUCAGACUUGCCACUGGUCUAAUUAGCCCUAUUUAUUCAGUUUGAAACCCUAUGGUAUUUGUACAUUUAAUUAAUUUAAUUAAG